AUGACCGCAUCCAAUAAACUGAACUCGUCCUUUUUAGCUGCUUAUGGUUAUGACUCGAACGAUAUCAAAAGACUGUACGAUAGUCUAAAAGAAGGUGACAACGAUGAUGACAGUGAUUCACUGUCUGGAGUUGCCCCUGCUCUGAUGAAAGUUAAGACAUUUUCAAAAAAAUGUUUGGUCGACGAUCGUGAUGAAGACAAUGAUGUUGGUGAUGAAGGUGGUAAAAAUGAUGACAAUGAAUAUGAUUUCGAUUUUGAAAAGGAUGAUGAUGAUCUGGAAAAUGAAAAUGACAGUAAUGCUGAUAAAAAUAAUGAUAACAACAAGAUAUGUAAUAAUGAAAAUAAUGUUGAAUAUAAAGAAGUUAAAACCAACAAUGGAGUCUAUGAGAAUGAAUUUUUCAAACAAAAGAAUAUCAAUAAAAGCGACAAUUCUUGUUUCAAAAAUGAGAAACACAAAAAUUUCCCAAUAAAUACUAAUACUUUCUAUAAUAAUGAUGAAAGAAAAAGCAAAUCUCAGGCGAAAUCUCACAAAAAUUCUUUUUUCCAAGUGGAAACAAGUUACAUGGGCAAAUACAACGUGACUCUGAAAGAGUAUAGAAAUGUGAAUGAGACAACUGAGAUACCCAAUGGCUACCGAUAUUAUGAGGACAGGUACAACAGCCAUCGAAGAAUCAACCUCAACAGUAGAAAUAAAAGUAACAACAUUAACAUUUCAAACAACAAGCAGGCCGUAUUGAAGGAUGUGUUUCGCGAGUACUACAAAUUUUACUACAAGAUUGAUCCAGAACAGCACAGGCAAGAACCUAAAAAUUUAAGAGUGAAUAAACAGACUGAAGAAAAAAACGCAGUGAUCAGUGCCCCACAUGAACCUCUCCAAAAAAGUCCGCCUUUCGCUGAUCAGUCAGAAAUGAAAAAAAUCGACAUUAUUGAAAAAGAUUUGGAAACGAAAGAAAAAUCCAAAGAGAUGGUCGAAGAAGACCAAAAAAAAAUUAGUGACCGAGUGAAAUUAAGUGAAUCGUACUUGAGAAGGAAACUUGCGAGAAGGAUCAGCACUCGAACAAAAGGUGGCGAACGCAGUCAAAAAAUCAGCAAAGUCAGGCUCGAUUCCGUUGAAGCAAAGCAUGAAAUGGUCAUUAAAACUUCCUACUUUCAAGAUGAUCUGAAAAAUCCCUACGUAAGCAAACACUCGAUUAAGUCGCAUAAGUCGCAGCAGAAGACACAUUCCGACUUGACUAAAAGCAUAAAAAGUGAACCGAAGCUUAUUGCACCAAGUAAGAAGUCCUUACCCGGCGUGAAAUCUUCACAGCCACAAAGGGAUGAAACGUUAAAGAAAUUCUAUCGAGACAUGAUGAACAAAAAAUUUGACAAAAGUAAGGAAGAAAAAGUCUUCUAUGAUUUGUUUGUAGAUUUGUUCACUAGGUUGGAAGCUUCGUUCAUGCUUCACAAAAGUGAUGUGCUAAAUGAAUUUUCUAAAGCAAAAUGGGAAAAACUCUUUAAGCACUGUCAGAUCUUUCUGAAUAGACUGGACUGCAUGGUCAACCGACAUGACGAGUGUCAGCCACAAAAUUGUUUCCAAAUGGCCAAUAAGGAAAAAGAUUCCAAAGUAGCCGAGCGUAACGUUCCAGAAAAUACAUCCAAAACGCCUGACCACAUUAAACCUAAUCCUAUGAAAUUUAAAUAUUUGAGAUUGAAGCAUCAAGCAAUAAAAAAUUUUUAUCGAAGAAAAAAAUCAUCCAAGAAGAUUAAACUGAACCUAAACGCUGAAAACUCAAAAGGUAAAUUAUUUGAUAUUCUCUAUGCAAAAAGGCUAGAAGAAUUGGAAAUAAAUAAAGGCUGUAGAAAGCGAUUGCCACACGAGACACAAUCAAUAAGAAAACAGUCAAAAAUUAAAAGCCUUUCCUAUCCACAAACUUCUGUCAAAAGAAACUCAGUAGCAGUUUACAAAGAUAACAAACUUCUAGAGCAGUUGGCUGUCCAAACCGUCAAUUCAUUGUCUCGCCUGUUAAUUAAAAAUGCCGUCUACGCUAUGAACGAUUAUUUCAACGAGUUCACGAAAGAAGAGCCAGCUACUUAUACAAAAUAUAAAAACGAGAAGUACACCAACCCGCACAGGGAACCCUACAAUAUGUUUAAACACAUGAAACAGAUGGAUCUGCUUCAAAAAGGCCUCUCCUUAAAAUUUGGGCAUCUUGAAGAAGACUUGCUAGAGCUUGCGUAUCGACCAAAAAGUGUGCUGGGACUUCUGGUCGACACUUCUGACAGCAUAUUGGAAGCUUAUCCGAAGAAAAAAAAUAUGCUGGUACGUUUCUCAGAUUCCAAGAGUCGAACUGUAGCUCGGCGAAAGCAUAAACCAUUGACUAAUUUUAGUGUUACGCAUCAUAACCUGCAAAUUAAAAAUCAAUUGGGGAGUGAGUUUCCCAUGAAACUUAUUUCUAAUUUAAUUAAUAUAAAACCACGCAACAUGUCUAUUGAAAGCACUUUUAAAUCUUCACAAUUUGAACACGGUCACGUCAAUUAUGAAUUUAAAAUUUUUAAAUCAGUUCACGGGUUUUGUUCGUUUUUAUUAACACAUGCAGUUAGAGGAAACAUCGAUCACCUUCUUCUUUAUAUACACGACUUUGCGAACUUGGUUCUCAACGUUUCAAAACUACUCUACAUAUUUCUUGCUCUCAGAAAUAAGUCAACAAUUGAGGCUCUAAUUUCAAAAAAACGUUUGAAGGUAUACCCGCGUUUGGCCUGCGUACUGGCAAUUCAAAUUUUUUGUAAGACUUUUGCCGAUUUGGUUUUUUGUUGGAAGGCCGCCGGUCUGAAAAACAACGAACGACACUUUAUGCUGAUUAUGGCUGAAGAGUUUUCUACAAAUUUAUUUGUCUCCGAGGCUACUAACAACCAGCGCACGCGCGAAAGCGUGUUAAGUCUGCCCAGUUACAAACUACGCCGUCGGUCCAGCGGUCGAACCAACAAGUUCAAACUCUUGAAAAAAAAUCACAAUAAUAACAGUCAAACUCGCGACGCCAACAAUAACUCUCGACAUGGAGAUAACAACAACAAAAAUUUUGCUAAUGAUGGGUUUGAAGAUAAGAACGAAAAUGUUAGGGUCUUUAAAAAAAAAAUUGAAACCAUUAACUGCCAAAACCCUUUCAUUGAAACAAUUUCAACAACUUCCGAUAAAACUGAUAAAAUAGAAAAAAAUGUUGAUUGUCGUAAAAACUUACAGAAGACUGGCAGGGUUAGUUCAUCCAACAAAAUCAGAAAUAACAUUAGGUUGGCUGACAAUAGGAAAACUUUAAAUUUGAAAAAAUCCGGUCAAACUAAUGUGAACAACAUCAACAAUGCAAGAGAUGAAUAUUUGUCAAACAAGAACAUUGAACCCGUGAACAUUUUUUCUAGAUCAUCUCAAAUAUACGAAAAAUAUUUUAAAGAGACAAACACAAAUAGAAAUAACGAGAGUUGGAGUAAUCUGACUUUUAGCCCAAAUCGAAAGCCAUCAAGAGCGGACAUCCAAAACGAAAUAAGCAAAGUGAUAGCACAUCUUCGGUCAACCAUAGCCAGCAGAAUGAGUGUUCAGUCGUCAACUGUGAAAGUUUCGAUUAACAAAAAAGUACCUACCCCAACUGUAAUGUCUACAAAUGUUAGCGUCAGACAAAGUUUCCUUCGCAGUUCCAACAUGCACAGAAAUAAAAUUGAUUACAUGGGAUGGAAAGGCCUGGAAGAGAAGAUGCUGUCAUUUUUUGAAGAGCUCCUUGGCCCAGAUUUUUCAAAAGCAAGUAAUACGACGCUUGAAUUUGUGAAAAACGCAAACGAUAAAAUAAAGCUUGAUUUGUCAAAAAUAGGCUAUCAUUAUUUGAAGAAGAACAAACACCAGAUGCUCGAAGAGUUGGGCAUCAAAUGCAAACAGAGACACGACUCGCUGACCAACACUCCCGACAUCCUGGACCUACAGGGAGAGGAAGCGGACGAAACUCGCUCCGUGUACAUUCUGUGUGACGGAUCCUACAGGAAGGUUUCUAAGGAUGAACCUGCUACAAAUAGUAGUGAAGAAAAACUUUCCUUCAAUAAAAAAAAAAAUGAAAGAGAGGAAGAAGAAAUAGAAACUGUUACAAAACCAGAAGAGAUAAUACAAUUUUCGAAGCCUUCAGAGUUUUUCAGAAGUAACUUGCAGCCCAGAGAGAAGCAAGGCAAAUCAAGAAUUAAAUCAUUAAAAAUUUCAAAACGUUCAAAACAAUCGAAGUUUGCAAAAUCUUCAAGAGCGGACACAAAAAGCGUUUCACUUAAACAUAAACUAAAGUCAGAACGAAAAUCUCCUGCGGAAACAAAAACUCAUUCAAAAUCAUCUAAACGUUCUAAAAUUUCAAAAGUUUCAAAAACAGACAGUAAGGUAAAAAAAAAUGAGAAAGCAAAUAAUGAAAUGUCCGAUCAAAAAUUGAAGCAAGAGCCCUCAGGGCAACAAGAUUUAUUACAUCAGCAACAGCAACCGCCUUUUCAGCAAGCAGUCUAUCAGCCACCUUCUCAGCAGACACUUCAAGUCGAUCCAUCCACAUCUCAGCAACACACGUCCAACAGCAAAAUCUUACCAUCUGUCUCCUCUUCCAUAUCACUGGCAUCACACCUGGAAGUUUACCCAAUACGCAGGCAGCGUCACCAUCCUUCCAUCGUCAUUUUCAAUGCGAUUGAAGAUGUAUACAAGCUCUACACGGAAAAGUCCGUUGAAGAAAUUUCAGAGAAUGAACUGAACGAAAUCAAAAAUAUCUUACAACAGUUGAAUUACAAUAAAAUCAAACUUUUAUUCUUGUCAAAGGGGUUUGAGAAAAACUACGUCGAUGAAGUAUUGAAAGAAAAAAUGCGAAACGUUAGACCUUAUAUAGAUUAUUCAACAUUUUCAAAUAUUUCCGUUGUGAGUAAGGCAGAAGUGAAAGAAAUAGUUGAAGAAGAUAAUAUAUCCAGCACCUACAACAGAGAUUACGUAAAUCAUCUAUUCGAAACAUACUGGAUCCCGAAGCUCAAAGAAAUAGCUAAGAAACAAAAUUUCAUUGAAAGCAUUCUCAGGACACAAUUGAUUAUGUACAAAGAUAAAGUAAAUUUACUUGAUCUUCUCACCGAUCUUAAAAAGAUAUUAAAAAAUUAUCUCUACGUUGAUGAAAUGUCUAAAAUUUAUGAAACAGACGCCAUUACAACUUCCUUGCAAAAAAUUACUUCCUUCAGGAACAUGCCUCACAUCGAUCGUACGAGAAAAGUUUCGGAGCAUCGAGAAGAAGAAAUCUCCAAAAAGAAUGACGAUGAGAAGAAUGUUAGGAUCUCUAUAUCGGUAACUGAACCGGAAAAAAAAGGCGAAUUAUUGCCGGGUAUGACUGAUUUUGGAAAAUUACCAGAGAGAUUAUCGUCUUCCCCAGAUGGCACGAUAAUUCCCUCUGCCGUAGCCAGUUCAAUAAGAACACCCAAUCAAAUUAUGAAAUUUCAUAAGAAUAUUGAGCUUACAAACAAACAGCUAAUCCCACUUUCCAUUAGACCAUUCUUUGAAAAAAUUCCACUCACUAUCGAUCCGAAUUUGGUGGCCCUUUCACUGCAGACGAUAUCCUUGAGAGAUGCUAAUGAAUUGUUUCUUGGCAGAAGGAUAUCUUAUAGGAAUCUUUACAGGCCUGAUUUAUCAGCGGUCCGAAAAUUUACUACGGUGGACACAGACGCGGCUAAGUUUUUAGAGCAGCGGAGAAAAACGAGUUUGAAAUUAAGUUUACUUUCGUCACACGUGGACAAACAGCAAAUAAAAGCCGUAUUUGAUAAACAUUACAAAAAAUCAGGACGUAAACCGGAUGCUCUACUUUUAAAACCGUCAUACUCGCAAAAAUAUAUGCCGACAAAAUCAAAACAAUCAUCCAUUCAGGAUUACUUAACGAUGGGGUCUUCAUCCUCUUUGGCGACAAUGACCAAAUUCUCAGAAAUGGACAAAUCUCUAAAUGAAGUUUCUGAUAAAAAACCAUGGUUGAGUAAUCUAUCGAAAGAAAACGAACUCAAAUCACCGGCCGGAAGCUCAAAUAUUGCAAAUCCAUCUUUAUUAGACAAAGUGGAAAGCUCGGAAAUGAUCCUGACUUUGAUAGACCUUCACACUCCCGAGAAACUGGAUCAAUUGAAAAUCCUAACAAAGGAGAUGUACCCAACGGAAUCCAAGUUGAUUCUUCUCGAUGAGAUUGAAGCCAAUGCCGGUGUAAGAUUCUACGCUGAUGACUAUGAUACAGAUGAAACUACUUUACCCAACACACCCAGGCAAACGAUUUCGUCAAAAUUAUUUAAUAACUAUUAA
Messenger RNA from Helobdella robusta, 6294 nucleotides. RefSeq lists its product as hypothetical. NCBI's taxonomy places the organism in Eukaryota, Metazoa, Annelida, Clitellata, Rhynchobdellida, Glossiphoniidae. The record is from RefSeq and is a predicted model, not a curated record. The coding region runs from base 1 to 6294 and encodes 2097 amino acids. The transcript is spliced from 7 exons.